Molecule: messenger RNA, 2217 nt
Organism: Olea europaea var. sylvestris
Lineage: Eukaryota; Viridiplantae; Streptophyta; Magnoliopsida; Lamiales; Oleaceae
Product: pentatricopeptide repeat-containing protein At2g35130
Exons: 8
Coding region: 58-1857 (599 amino acids)
Molecular function (GO): protein binding
Source: RefSeq, a predicted model, not a curated record
UUUAUCCACUCUAGUUUAGUAAGAGCAAAUUGAGUGGCUCAAUUUUCAUGCUCAUUCAUGCCAAUGCUGAACUUCGGUGGUGGGAUUGACUACGUGUUAAGUUCAACCUUUUCUGAUGAAUUAUUUACGUUGUCUGUCAAAAUUCCUGCAAUAUGUAUAUUGGUUGAACGAAGAAGUUGUAAUACAGAGUUUAAGUGUAGAGCCAAAGGUGCAAGUGAUGAACCUGUUGAGAAGUGGAAGCGCGAUAGCCUUUUCAUUGACAAACGCGGGAGAUUUAGAAACUUUAAUCACAAAAAAGUUUCAAGAAAAAAGGGUGGUUCUUUGAGGGGUCAAGGGUGGAAAUACGGAUCCGGGUUUGUUGAUGGAAUUUUCCCUGUGUUGAGCCCUAUUGCUCAGCAGAUUCUGAACUUUCUACAGAAGGAAGUGGAUGUAAAUAGAAUUUGGUCCUCUCUUGACAAUCUUCCUCUCACGAAUACCACUUGGGACGACCUAAUUAGUAUAGCUGUUCGACUUCGUCUCAAUAAACAAUGGAAUCCAAUAAUACUGAUGUGUGAAUGGAUAUUGCACAAAAGCUCCUUCAAGCCAGAUGUGAUUUGUUACAAUAUUCUUAUAGAGGCUUACGGCCAGAAAUUACUCUUCAAAAAAGCAGAAUCCACUUAUUUUGAACUCCUUGAAGCUCGAUGUAUCCCUACUGAAGAUACAUAUGCACUUCUUUUAAAAGCCUACUGUAGAUGUGGGUUGCUGGAGCAGGCUGAAGCUGUCUUUGCUGAGAUGCAGAAGGAUGGCCUUCCCCCAAGUCCAGUUGUUUACAAUGCAUAUAUUGAUGGCUUAAUUAAAGGAAGAAAGGGACAAAGAGCUCUCGAGAUCUUCCAAAGGAUGAAGAGAGAGCAGUGCGAACCAACUGCUGAUACUUACACAUUGGUGAUCAACCAAUAUGGAAAGGAAAAUAAAUCCUAUAUGGCUUUAGAAGUGUUCCGUGAAAUGAGAAACAAAAAAUGUAAACCUAACAUUUGUACAUUCACUGCUCUUGUGAAUGCAUUUGCAAGAGAUGGGCUGUGUGAAAAAGCAGAAGAAUUCUUCGAACAGCUGCAGGAAGCUGGACUUGAGCCUGAUGUGUAUGCGUAUAAUGCCCUCAUGGAAGCCUACAGUCGGGCAGGUAUUCCAAGUGGCGCUGCAGAAAUCUUUUCUCUCAUGCAGCAUAUGGGUUGUGAACCAGACAGAGCAUCGUAUAACAUCAUGGUGGAUGCCUAUGGGAGAGCAGGUCUUCAUGAAGAUGCACAGUCUGUCUUUGAUGAAAUGCAGCGACUGGGAAUAGAACCAACUAUGAAAUCCCACAUGGUACUUUUAUCAGCCUACUCAAGAAUUGGAAACGUGCCAAAAUGCGAAGAAAUUGUGAACCGUAUGCAUGAAUUGGGACUCAAACCUGACACUUUUGUUCUUAAUAGUAUGAUGAACUUGUACGGUAGAAUAGGCCAGUUUGAAAAAAUGGAAGAAGUUUUAUCUGCCAUGGAAAGUGGACCAUAUGAAGCUGACAUAAGUACUUACAAUAUCUUGAUCAAUAUGUAUGGACGAGCAGGAUUUUUUGAGAAAAUGGAAGAGCUAUUCACUUCUCUUCCGGCCAAGAAAUUGAAACCGGAUGUGGUGACUUGGACGUCCAGACUUGGAGCCUACUCUAGAAAGAAACAGUACAAAAGAUGCAUAGAAAUUUUUGAAGAGAUGAUUGAUAAUGGUUGUUAUCCAGAUGGAGGAACUGCCAAAGUGCUACUCUCUUCUUGCUCCAGUGAAGAUCAGAUUGAGCAAGUUUCUACUGUAAUUAGAACGAUGCACAAAGAUUUGGGGACAGUGUUGCAGGUUUGAGAUCGACUCCAUCUUCUCCGAAGGAAGCCACUCAUGGCAUAUUUGGUAUGUUGGAAUACGUCGGACUAAAUUGGAUUAAAGAAAACAUAAGUUGAAAUAUUGUCGGUUAUACUUUACUGUUGAUUAUUGUGUACAAAACAUACCUCGAUGUGGCUUAUGGAACCAUAUUAGGCAAGAAGCAAUACGCAAGCAGCGCGGCAAGGAUCUUGGAUUUCUUGAUGCAGAUAUUUUACCAUCAAUCAGACAUUUUCAAUGCUCCUUUCAGAACUAUCCCCAAGGGAUCUUCAUUUUUAUACUCAAAUUAUGUAAAUUUAAAUAUAUUUUACUAAAAUAAAAGAUUUUUUGAAUCAAUGAAAGAAA